Molecule: messenger RNA, 1245 nt
Organism: Moesziomyces aphidis
Lineage: Eukaryota; Fungi; Basidiomycota; Ustilaginomycetes; Ustilaginales; Ustilaginaceae
Source: the annotation of a GenBank genome assembly
AUGGACGACGACCUCGACUUCUUCUGCCGUCGGCCAAUCAAGAAGACGCGCUCCAAACCGAAAGCCGAACUGAAGUCAGCCGAGCGCACCUCACCAGGCGAGCGGUCGACCGUGGCAGGCCCCUCAAGCGAGGCCCGCGGUACGGACGAUGCGCCGAUCGCAAUCGAUGAUGAUGAUGACGACGACGACGACGACGAUGACGACGACAUUGUGGAGUCGGGCAGCGGCAGCGACUACGCCAGCGAAGACGGCGACUACGAUGGCAAGCGACGCGUGAAGCGGCGCAAGAAGAAACACACACGUACACUUCCAGCGUGGGCCUCGCAGGCUGUCUACCGCCCACCCUCGCCCGAGCCUACACCGUCCUUGUCAGCAGCUCCCAACUCGCUCGAUUCCCCCUCUGCGCCAUCCACCUCGCGCGACGACCCUGGCUCCUCAAAGCACACGCCGCGCACAGCACGAGCACGCGGGGUGAGCCUCACGCCACCUCCACCUCCGUCGCCGGAAAAGCUGUCGAUGGCGCGCGAGCUGGUGUCGAAAGUGAUCGGGUCCAAGUUCAGCACCGCGCGAGCUGAGCCGGCGAGGGGUGGGCGGCAGACACGCAACUCAGCAACACCGGGCGCGGCCGAGGCUGGUGCGGCGAUGGUCGAGGAGGUGGAGGAGCCGAUUCGGUGGGAACCGGACCUGGCGCGGCUCAUGCGUGGCGAGGACAAACGGCAUCUGAGGGAGCAGGCGAAACGCGAACAGCAGCUGCGCGAAGAACGGCGGCGGCAACGCCAACCACCUGCUGCCGCGCUGCCGCGCACCAACGGUCGCACUGGAGCGAGCCAAGCUGUGGUGCUCGACGGCAACGACACCGACACGAGUUUCGAGGAGUUACCACGACUCUCGACGAGGAGUCCGACCAAACGCAGCGUACGCGCCAAGCCUGCGUCUGAGCCCGUGGUGGUGGUGGAUUCCUCAGACGACGAAGCACGCGCGCCCGCCUUGACAAACGGCGUUAAUGAGGAGCAGGAGACACUGGGCUUGACACUACAAAGCAAGCUCGGGUCUUUGGGCGUGACGGUGACGCCGACGACGCGGCUGGCGACGAUCCUGGAGCACUUUUUGACGCACCAUCCGCAGCUCACGGUGCGCGUGGACCAGAUGCGCGCCACCUUUGACGGGUACGCCUACAGGCCUGCGCAAACGAUCGCGGACAUGGAGGUCGAAGACGCGGAUCAGGUGGAGAUUACAUGGUCGUGA